Fusarium poae is the source of this 1881-nucleotide messenger RNA. RefSeq lists its product as uncharacterized. The record is from RefSeq and is a predicted model, not a curated record. Gene Ontology annotation, molecular function: zinc ion binding; DNA-binding transcription factor activity, RNA polymerase II-specific; transcription cis-regulatory region binding. Bases 1 to 1881 code for a protein of 626 amino acids. Gene Ontology annotation, biological process: positive regulation of transcription by RNA polymerase II. The transcript is spliced from 4 exons. Gene Ontology annotation, cellular component: nucleus. Lineage: Eukaryota; Fungi; Ascomycota; Sordariomycetes; Hypocreales; Nectriaceae.
AUGUCGUUCCCUCCGGAGUGGCAGGACUAUUCCCCAGGGCAAUAUGCGAUGGAAGAUAAUCUCCAGUUCGAUUACUUUGACUUUCGGUCCCAUCAGCAUGCGCACAUGGCAACGGCACCAAUCUCCGAACCCCCGAGCCUUGGUCAAGCUACGACAAACAUGUCGGCGGAGUCUUCCAGAGGGAUGACUCUACAAAGUUCCAUGUCCACGUCAAAUCCUACUCAGGUCAAAGGGAGGAGAGUUAGAACAGGAUGCCUGACAUGUCGUGAGAGGCAUCUCAAGUGUGAUGAAGCAGUCCCUGAUUGUAUGAAUUGCCGGAAAAGAGGUCGUGAAUGCAAACGAGGCGUGCGUCUAAACUUCCUUGAGAUCAACCUACACAGCCCUGCUGCUAUACCGCAUCCAGAGGAUUGGGCAGUCGAGUUCCAAGACGAAUCGCGAGAUAUUGCCUCCGAAUACCGAGGCGGACUUGGUCGUUACGCACCAUAUUCUCCGGGACUCCAAGAUAGAUACGACUCGAAAGAAGGAAUACCUCUGGGAGUAGAGAACCAUCCAAGGGAGGCAGGUCCUUCCACUGACCAGUUCCAAACCAGCUCGCAACAGUAUUUCAGUUAUGCACGGGAUAACACCACACCCAGAGCUUUAGACAACUCGAGACCUCCACCCAAUGAUGCGAUUAAGCUUGAACACAACGAUUCUGGGCAAGGAAUCAUGAGCGAUGUAUCGAAUAUUGCAACUCCGCCCUCAUCAACACGUUCAGUCGUAACCCCAAGGACAGAGACGUUUCCAGAACAAUUGAUAGCAAUGCGGAAUCGGCCUUUAUCACAACAAGCGGCAGUCGAAGAUAUGAGCGACAUGGCGUUGCCAGAUCUCAGAACACCACCACGCAACGAGAGGUCUCUGCAUGAACACAUCCAUGAAGAUGAGCAUAUACAUCGCCCAGCCUUCCGAAACAUUGAGCUGGUGAGCCGUGAUAUCCUCACAUCUGCUGAGGAAGUUCACUAUAUGCAAGUCUUUGUUGACGAUGUUGCAAUCUGGAUGGACUCAUUCAAUAGAGAUAAAUACUUUGCCAGAAGUAUCCCGCAUCAUGCCCUCAGGUCGACCAUGCUCUUCAACGCACUUCUUGCGUGUGGUGUCAAACAUGCUUCUUUGAUGUCCCAGGAAAACCAUGAUAAAGCGUUGUUCUAUUACAACACGGCAACAACACAGCUUUUGAGGAGUUUGCAGAACCCCGAUCGGAACACUGCCGAGUGUGCCACGACAGCGAUUGUGCUGAACGUAUACGAGAUCAUGUCCGAGAAGCCUGCACACCGAAUGAGCCACAUAGCAGGGUCUCGAGCACUGGUUCGAGAGUGCGGGUGGGACGCAAAGAGCAAUGGCAUCGGGUCUGCCUGCUUCUGGUUGAAUAUUGGGAUAGAAGUUCUGAAUUGUCUUGCAGCAAAUUGGCAGACAACAUGGAGCCCUGACGAAUGGGGCAUCGACUUUCCAGAAUCCGACGACCACCGUCACAACGAAGAUGAACAGACUUGGGUACACCGGGCAUUAUAUGUUGUUGCAAAGGUGACAAACUUUCGUGCAACUGCAGGCCAGUUCGACAACAUUAGCCCACAGGCAGAGCAAAACUGGGUUGGUAACCGCCUGUCGCAGUGGUAUGAGCUUAAGAAGCUCUGUGACGCAAUCGCAGCUGCUGCACUCACCAACCCUAACGAGCAAAGUGAAGUUCUCGAGAUUCUUGAAAGGAUCAACAACAGAAACGGCUGGCGAGCCAGGAGCCUCAACCACGCGAAGGACCUCAACAUCUUUGACGCCCUCAAGGCUAUCAACACCACCAGUGAUGUCCGCUGUGGGGAUGAAGACAUCGGUCAACCCACUGAAUUUUGCUGA